Messenger RNA from Bacidia gigantensis, 2955 nucleotides. RefSeq lists its product as uncharacterized. The record is from RefSeq and is a predicted model, not a curated record. Bases 1 to 2955 code for a protein of 984 amino acids. NCBI's taxonomy places the organism in Eukaryota, Fungi, Ascomycota, Lecanoromycetes, Lecanorales, Ramalinaceae. The transcript is spliced from 4 exons. Gene Ontology annotation, biological process: eisosome assembly.
AUGGCAGCUGCUACGGCUGCCUUAUAUGUCACCAAGGGCAAAAGCGACAAAUCCAAAAAAUCGUCAACAAAUUAUCCUCUGGAUGCCGAGGGCAAACUCUCCUCCGCAAGCGCUGCAACUUCACUCAAGCAUGCCCACCCCGAAGAUCUACCGGCCUAUCCAGUCGUAGGUCUCACGAACACAGAGUCAUCGGCGGGCGCCGCAGCCAGCCUCGCAAAUGCGACUCAGAAACCCUUCGAGCAUUGGAAACCUGGUGACAUCCCGGCAGCCAACAAGGCGGCGCAUAUGGCCAAAGACUACAAACCUGAUCCACUAUGGCAACCUGAGUUGAGUGCUGAGGGAUCCAAAGCUGCGCUCCAGGCGCACAGAGAAGGUGCAGAUGUCAAGAUUUGGAGGCCUCCAGCCACGGACGCUGGGCAAUCUGCUGCAGGACAGGCUAUGCGAAAAAAGAAUCUAAGUCCUAAACUUGAUUACGGGCGGACGACAGAGGGCGAGAGAAGGGCGCUCAUUGCUGCGGCAGGCGCCUUUUCCGGCAGACGACGAUCGGGCUCAGUUCCUACUCUAACAUCGUCGUAUCCUGAUUCAAACAAAUCUGCAGCAAACGCGCUGAAAGCCGCCACUGCAGCCAACAGGCCUUCGAAGGGCACAUCGCCCCAGGCACCAUCUACGCAGCCAGCUAUCAACGCUGGCAAGAUUCACAAUGCCGCUGUUACUAAUCUCUCACGUGAGAUGUACACCUCUCAUCCUCCAGUUGCGCCAGAGCUUGAAGAAAAGAAGAGGCAGGAUAUGCUUCGCGCCGCUUCCGUAUCAAUGGCGAAGAAGAUGUUCGAAGUGCAGCAGAAGCAGAAAGAAGAAUCUGCUGUUCUAGCGCAAUCGGAUAGCCGAUAUGCAGCAAGUGCUGCUGGCGAUCGACCACAAUCUUCUGCAUCCUCCUCUGGUGAUACUGCUCCACCAAGAUAUACCAAUUUGGAAGAAGCCGCGAAAAAGCUAGCGGCGGAACGGUUGGCUAAGCUUCAUGACGAGCACGCAGCAUACAGGGACUACUAUGGCGCACAGAAACCUCAGGGAAGGAGAAUCUCGAUACGUGGACGAAGACGUGCUUCUAGCGAUGGGCAAGUUGGAGAUGAUUCAGACGAGGAGAGGUCACGUCAAAUACGUAACCAAAUGUCGCUGUUCUCAAAUAAUAUUGCUCAAGUCGACCUCAAGAAACGGAAAAACGAUCGCGAAUCUCUCAUGGCUGCGGCUCAAAGGAACGUCAGAGCAAGUAUGACAGCACAAGAUGCACGAGUCUUCAACGAGACUGGCAAGGUGUCUCCCGCCAUGAUGGCAGAGUGGGAAGCCAAAGCCAAAGCCAAAGCAGAAGCCGACAGUGAGUCUAGGAUGGUUAAUCAUGGGAUGGUCAGUAUCGGUGGUGGCAAGUUCCUUGACCAGUCAGAAGUGAAUGCUAUUGCUGCCGCGAAAGUACAGCCAACACUCGAUGAGAUCACAGAGACGGCUGAGAGGCACCGCGAAAGAGAUGAAGAGCUCAGACAGCAGCAACUUGAAAGAGAACAUAUUGCUGCUGAAAAGGCAGCGGAUGAUAAGGAGCGUGCGGAGAGAACAAAGGAGGACUGGCGAAAGUUUCGAGAUGAUGAGAAGCAAGACGAGAAGGCAAGAAAGGAAGAGGCCAAAGCAAGACGAGCAGAAGAAAAACGAGCAAAGAAUCAAGACUCCCGUAAGUCGGGGGAUAAGACUGCUAUCGGAAGGAUUAAAAGCGUUCUCCAUAAAGAUGAGACAGAGCCAUCGAACACGGGGAAUCAAGAAGCGCUUGAAAAGCUUGAGGGCAAGGGAGCGACUUCCAAAGAAGAGCGGCCAUCAGUGGAAGAGGAAGAGUUGACGAGUGAACCUGACAACGCCAAAGAGGAACAACGAUCAAGCAAGAUGGAAGAGCUCGUCAUAGCCGAAGACGCCCCAGUUGCAGGAACAGUAACCGUAUCGAAAGUGGCCGAGGCGGCUCCGACUGCUCCAAAUCCCCCUGCAGAGAGUACAGGAUCCAAAAUCAAGCCGGAGGCUCCAGUGGCAGAGCGUAUUGCACCACCUGUUGUAGCCGUUGCCCCUAGCACAGAAACAACAGUCACCGGUCCAUCUACCCCCAAAUCACCCACCAAAGAAAAGGACUCAUCCAGAGUCUCAACAUGGCUCAAAAACAAACUUGGCCGCCGCACAAGCAAGGCCGUACCUACUUUUAGCAGCGACAACAAACCCAUUAUAUCCGAACCAAAAGACCCCCAAGUCUUCAUCGGCUCAACGAACCUAGGCGCACCCGAUAUAGCCACCACAGCCACAUCUUCAGAACCAGGUGGAGACUCCAGCAUGCGCGAGGUAGCCCUAGCAGGUAAAGACGCAGGACCCGUGGACGCUCCAGUCGUCUCCCCGGAAAGCGAAGUAGACCAAGAAACAGUCGAAGCACCGAUGGUAUCUGGAGGUCUGGCUAGCCAUCCACCAGCAGAAGCCCUGGCGCAUGACGACGGCGACGACUCAACUUCCAUCAGCUCCCUCAGCAGCGACGAGGACACCCGCGGUCGCUCCUCAGUCAGACUGGCUGAUCAAAUCGCCGCGAACCAGCAGGGCGCCAUCUUCGGCAGCACAGCGGCCACUACCACCACCGACCGCCCCACCGGCGCCGCAACAAAGGAUUUUGCCCCCGUCGCCGAGGCAACGCAAUCGUCGAGCGUGGAUCCAGCGUCGGAGGAGUUCGAAGAAGCGAAAGAUCAGUUCGAUGAAAGUGCGGCGCCCUUGCCACCACCUGACAAGACUGUUCUGGGCUCGAGCGUCGGAGAAGGCAGAAAGAGCGAUAGUCCGGCUCGGGAUAGGGUGGAAGAUCUGAGUUGGCCUGGCUUGAAGAUUCAGCUGACGGAUGAAGGGGAUAAGCCGAAGGAUGAGCCCGUGGGGUUGAAGGUCGAGGAUAAGGUGUAA